CAGAGUUUCGUGUGAAGUAGAAGCAGCUGCAGCGGAGUUAGUGAGUCCAGUCCAGUUCAGACCCUUUCAUACUGGUUCAGAGGGGGGGCCAUGUUUAGACCUCUGAAGAUUGUCCUCUUUGCACCAAAAUGUCUCCAGACCCGACGAUGCUCAGGCUUCGUCUCCAGGAUGAGGUAUUUGAACAGGCUGAAGGAGGAUGAUGAAGCGUGUGCUGCAGCACUGCAGGACGCUCACAUUUUUCUGUUCCAUCGUUUGUCUCCUCUUCUCCAACCCAACGGGAAAGGAACCUUCACACCAGCAGUACUCACCUGCCCAGACGUUCAGUCCAUCCUGGAAAGACUCGGCUCAGACCAAACCCUGCUGAAGGAGUCUGUUCUGAUUGGCUGUUCAGAACAGAAACAGGCUCAGUUCUGUCUGGACGUUGGAGAUCUGGAUCGGGCAACAGUAGAAGAAGAGUUUAAAGGAAAGUUCAUCGAUCUGAGGAAAGCUUUCUUUCUCCUGAGGGAAGCAGAGGCGCCCCUAGUGGCCAAGGGUCAGGCUCUGCUGCGCUGGCAUCAAACCAGCAGAUUCUGCAGCGCCACGGGUCAGCCCACCACAAGCAACCAGGCAGGAAGUCAAAGAGUCUGCAGCAGCAAUGGGAUUGUCUACUAUCCAAAGAUGUCUCCGGUAGUGAUCGUCCUGGUGUCUGAUGGGAAACGUUGUCUGUUGGGCCGACAGCCGUCCUUUCCUCCGGGGCUGUACAGCACUCUGGCUGGCUUCUGUGACAUGGGCGAGACUCUGGAGGAGACUCUGAGCAGGGAGUUGGCCGAGGAGGUGGGUUUGGAGGUCCACAGCGUCGCCUACAGCUCCUCUCAGCACUGGCCUUUUCCUCACAGCUCCUUCAUGGUGGGCUGCCACGCCUCUGUAAGCCCCGCCCACUCUCAGUUAAAGGUGGACCACACAGAGCUGGAGGACGCUCGCUGGUUCAGUCUGGAGGAAAUCUCUGCCGCCCUGCAGGUGAAGACUCCGUCCAGGAAAGGGGAUAACCCCGCCCUCUGGCUUCCUCCAAAACACGCCCUCGGCAACCGCCUCAUCGUUGAGUGGGCGGAACGCCAGAGACGCAGCAAGGAUGGAGGGUAACAGUCAAACUGUGGACACUCUGAGGAGCUACUAAUAUCCUCCAAACAGCCAAGAAUCAUCCAUAAUGAGACUACAGCAUGUGACAUCAUGCAGGACUGGAGGUCACAUGACGACCACGCCGAUUAAGAAACUUAAAAUCACUUACAGUUUAUAUGUUUGGAUGUAAACAAACUUUUAAAAAAACUUCAUAGUUCAUCAAACUGACUGAAUAACUUUGUUCUACUGUGACACAAAACGACUACCUCACUUUUUACUGACUCUGUUAGUAAGCUGAUGUUGUUUCAAUAAAACUGAAACGCCUCGUUUUUAUCAACUCUC
Labrus mixtus (cuckoo wrasse) is the source of this 1437-nucleotide messenger RNA. RefSeq names its product nudix (nucleoside diphosphate linked moiety X)-type motif 13 (gene nudt13). Lineage: Eukaryota; Metazoa; Chordata; Actinopteri; Labriformes; Labridae. The coding region runs from base 91 to 1119 and encodes 342 amino acids. Gene Ontology annotation, molecular function: hydrolase activity; metal ion binding. The record is from RefSeq and is a predicted model, not a curated record. The transcript is spliced from 9 exons.